This is a messenger RNA of Ectocarpus sp. CCAP 1310/34, 2994 nucleotides long. The record is from the annotation of a GenBank genome assembly. NCBI's taxonomy places the organism in Eukaryota, Phaeophyceae, Ectocarpales, Ectocarpaceae.
UCGGGGAUUGAUCGUCUUUGCAGUUUUGGCGUUUCCAACGGCGAGGGUUACGGAGAAUACAUUCGUCGCUAUAAGGCUCUGGCCAUGACCGUCAUUAUUUCCCACCACGCCUUCAAGCCUUCGGAUGCGCAAGUGCAGAUAGCUGUUCGAGACUCCAUGUUGAAGCAGUUUCCGGUAGUGUCUGGGCAGGCGUACACGGAUGAGCAGCUCUCCAUGGAAGCCCCUUUUGGGCGACAUGCUUCGUGUCUGGAUGAUAUGUGGGACGUGUUGGACAAGCGUGCGUUCGCGCACACGCCGGCGGUGCAUGGAAAUGGUUUCUUUUCGGUAUCUUCCACGAAUGCUAGGAGUUCGUCUGCUGUUUCGCGUGCUGUAGCUUCUUCGGCGUUGCGUUCGACGGUGACCCCUUCUUGGAGCCAAGGUACUUCGGCCGCCGUGAUGAGUGUUGACCCUCUACCUAAUGAUGAUCGGGACCCUUUUCUGUUGCACUACAGCGACUGGCCGUUGCAAGGACACUUCCAAGAGGUGUACAACGUCGCUAGUGAGAUGGCUCUAACCAAGAAUGAUCCGCCAUUGUUCACCCCCUUGGUCUCGGCUGAAGAGCGCCGCAACGCGCUUCGACUGUACAAGGGCAAGACCUUUGUGGUGUGGGCGACAGGGAGCCGAAUGGCCUCUGCGAACAUUCACCCCGCCGGAGCCGCCGCCCUAAGGCCGCCCUCAGGAUCACGGAGCGUUGCGAGUUCGCCCGCUCCUGCCUCGCUUUCUGGGUCCUCCCCGUCGGAGAAGAGGACCCGUCCGCCUGGUCCACCCCCGCCUGUGCCUGGUGCCCGCUCUUUGCCCCUUCGCCCUGCACCGGCUCCGCCGUUUGAUGACAAGUGCGAGUACGCUUCGGAUGACGUCCUUCUUUUCUGGAAACCUCCGUCUGUGUUCUCGCAAUGGACUCCUGCGGCUUUUGACGUACUGGGGGUACGUUAUUCAUGUGGUGAGCAAUUUAUGAUGUCUGAAAAAGCGAAGUUGUUUGGAGAUAUGACGUCGUAUGACAAUAUUAUGGCUGCAACAGAUCCGAAGACACACAAGUUUUUGGGUCGAAAUGUGCGUCCUUUCGACUAUGCUGAAUGGGAGCAUCGUCGUGAAGAGAUCGUGCUUACGGGGUCGUACGCCAAAUUCGCUCAAAACCAUGACAUGAAACAUCAUCUACUGGAGACGGGUACCCGCCUCCUUGCAGAAGCCAGCCCCUUCGAUCGUGUUUGGGGUAUCGGCAUGUCUGCAUCCAAGUGGGCGGCUAGCGGUAAAAACUUGUUGGGAAAAGCUUUGAUGGAAGUUCAUCGCUUCGGAAGGACCCGGGCGAAGACCCGACUUGUCUACGUUUGGACGCUCCGGGGGACCAUGCUCCUGGCGUUCAUCUGGUGGCAUCGUCCUCCGCUUGUGCAGACCAGCCUCCUCUUCUCGAUCAUGGCCCCGAUCUGGUCGGCGGCACGCUCCUGUUGGACUCGGACUCAUACACCACGCGGGGUCCUGCUGCAUGGCGGACCUACAGCCACUUCUCAACUCGCACGAGUGGCGCUUCUGGACUCUGGGUCUCCUGCAUCCUUCGUUUCCGACUCCGUGGUCACCGCCAUGAUAGCUGCCGGAGCCCUGACAGCUGGCAGCGAUGGACAACCUCUCCCUCGAGUGGACGGUAUCUUGGAUUCUCUGUACACCGGGAAAGUGUUCUCCAUCUUCGACCUCAACUCGGCUUUCCACCAGAUCGUUUGUGAUGAAGGCACUGUCCCGCUCACCGCCUUUUGCACUCCCACGCAGUUGUUCGAAUGGCUUCGGAUGCCGCAGGGCGCCAACGCAAGUCCGUCUUGGUUCGUCAAGGUCAUCAACAGAGUGGUGCACGGUCUGGAGCGUGUGCUUGCUUAUCUGGACGAUGUUAUCUGUUUGGAUGAGGAAACUCUGGGACACGUGCUGAACUUGAUCGAGUUCUUCAAACGACUGCGACAGUACAACCUCAAACUGUCCCCAGGGAAGGCUCGCGUCGGCGCCACGCCGCCAACUUUCUCGGUCACACCAUCUCUCCGGCAGCUUCGGAGUCUUCUCGGUGGACUCAUUUCCUACCGGAAAUUCCUCAAGAACCUCGCCACCAAGGUGCGGCCUCUCAACUCUCUUCUCAAACAAGGCGUCCCCUUAAAGUACACCCCGGGCAUGGUCAAGGUUGUCAAAACGUUGUUAAGCGAACUCGCUCGCCCCCCGAUUUUGGUCUUCCCGGACUGGGCAGCAAUCGAGGACAACAGCCGUCCUCUUCGUUUGUGUUCCGACGCGUGUAUCGACGGUUUUGGCGCCUCCUUGGAACAAGAACAGCUCGAUGGCUCGGUGAGACCAAUCGUGUACAUCAGCCGCGCUACUCUUCCUGCGGAGCGUAACUGGACCGUUUUGGAUCUGGAGGCUGGUGGCAUUGUUUGGGCCAUCAAACGCCUUCGCGGUUAUCUGUGGUCGACCAAGUUCAUCAUCUAUUCGGACCACAAAGCCUUGGAGAGCAUUGGCAAGGUUGGGGAACACAACGCUAGGGUGCAACGAUGGCUCGGAUUCCUGUCCAACUUCACCUACACCCUGAAAUAUCGGAAAGUUUCGGCAAACGGCAACGCGGAUUUUCUUUCGCGGUUGCCUUUACCAGCACAAGACACGGACAAAACCGGCCCCGACUGCAUUGAUGGUGUCGAUCAAGCGGGUGUUUUCCUCAUUUGGGCUUGCGGGCGCAACUAUCACUCGUCGUCUACACCGGAGGUCCCGCUCGACAAACAAGACCACCCGGACCGCCGCGCGUCUGCUGCCGCCAUCCGCAACGCCGGCAUCAGCGUUUUCGUCGACUGCUCUUGCGCCACCGGUGUCUUCGCCGUUAGCGGCGCGCCCUGCAUCCCCGACUUCGCCUUCUCUACAGGUUUCGCCCGGGACUUCGCCACUCACGAUGUCCCCUUCGCGGACAUCACCACGGACUGCGGCUGCCCCAGUCGCUGA